UUAUCUCUUUCGGUUACUUUCUUUUUUUUUAUAUUCUUCUUCUUCCUCUUCUCUCUUCAUUCUUUUCUUAUUUUCUCUUUUUACCAUCUAUAAUUAUAUAUUUAUAUCCAUAUAUGAAUAUACAAUUUUAGAUACUUCCUCUCUAUCAAUCACAAUUAUUUCCUUCUUUCAUUUGUCCCUCUUUCUCUUUUACAAUAUUGCGCUCCUCCCAAGUUCCCUGAACCGCGCCAUUUGACCCUUUUUUUUGAUAUCUAUCGAUCGAUCGUCUGUACACAGUUUUUUCUGUCAUCAACAGAAGACCUGAAUUCUCCUUAUUUUCCAUUGGAAUUUAUUGAUACUAUUCCAUUGUCCCAGUGAACCACCUCUGUUCUUUCCUAUCGCUCAAGUUAUUACCUGUCCCUUUUGGAAUUCUUUAUUGCACCGUAUGAUGUCCAGUCACCAUCACAUUCCUAUGGAUAAAACAAGACGUAAGCGGCUCAAGGUAGUGAGUGCAUGCAGUGAGUGUCGUCGAAAGAAGACAAAGUGCAAUGGAGAAACACCUUGCAUUGGAUGCAUUAAAACCCGUGUCGACUGCCGAUAUUCGAAUGGGAAUAAGCCCAAACCCAGUGUUCCGCGCCAUGACGAAAGUCUGGCUCCCAAAACCACCGCCACUCCUACCGUCCCGAAAUCGGCAACGGCUGUUCACGGGAUGACCACCACGACGGAAUCUAUUGAAGCGAUCGAAAGCCGAUUGUCCGUGAUCGAAGAUGUGCUUCGUGCCUUGAUCCGCGACUCAAAGAAAACGCAGCACGGUCAGAGUAGUUACGGUCAGAGUCGAUCUUUUUUCGGAUCAUUGGAACGGGAUCUGGCGUACAUUCAUUCCGGUGAUAUGUAUCACCCUGUGCAUGCCGCUCAUGCCCAAAAUAGGCAACUACCACGGGAAAAGAGACAACGGCAUGAACACUUCCCCAUGACCCCUCCACCUGAUUCCUCGCUCCGCUUACCGCCCCUUCAUCACCGUGCACAUCCAUCGGCACCAACUCCUCCUGCUUCUGCUCCUGCUCCUGCUGCUGCUGCUAUUCCACCACCCCCUUCUUCUUCUUCUUCUUCAGCGGUGACGGCCACUACCUCUCAAGUCGUCGAUCGGCCUACGCCUUUACAAUUACAACAACCGUAUCAACAGCCGUCGUUAUCCACUUCUUCCUCCUCUUCCUCCUCGGCUUCUUCUUCCUCCUCUUCACCAAAAACGGCUUCCACCAUUCGCAGUUUACUGAAUGACGAAGACUUUGACGAAAAAGUCACUUUACCUCCUGUUUCGGCACUCACGCACCCCGCUGCACCUAAAUCGUUUCCACCGUCAUACAAUGAUCCCAGGUCGUUUCCCGGAGACCCUUCCAUAAAUUCGGCUUUUUACCGGCUGGCAGCGCCAUCGCGGACAUGAUCACAAAAGAAAAAAACAAUACACACACACAACUGUCAAGGCCUCGAAAAAAAACACCAAGGUCAUCAAGUGUCAUGGCCAACCCUUUUGCUUGAUCUUUUUGAUGAAACCAUCAUUUGACUAUUUCUUUUUCUUUGUUUAUUCAUUGUUAUCCUGGUUUCCACUUUAUUUUUCCCCUAUUUUUUUUUCUUUCUCAUGGCCACCAUGCAUAUAUGCUAAACAAUCGCUGCAAGCCGCUUUUUCUUUUUUUCUUUUUUUUACAUCCAUAGUUUAUCAUUUAUCUUUUAUAUCUCUUUUUUUUUUAUUCCUUUGUUGUUACUGUAGACAGUACGACUGCAACACUGGCUGAAACUAUUGUAAUAGAAUUCUUGUCUUGUUCAUUUCAAAUGGACAAAAAGAAAAAACUGUUAUCCGUGAUUUUAGUUUGGUCCUAUUCAAUGAUCAUCCA
Radiomyces spectabilis is the source of this 1868-nucleotide messenger RNA. RefSeq lists its product as uncharacterized. Bases 425 to 1420 code for a protein of 331 amino acids. The transcript has a single exon. Gene Ontology annotation, biological process: regulation of DNA-templated transcription. The record is from RefSeq and is a predicted model, not a curated record. Gene Ontology annotation, molecular function: DNA-binding transcription factor activity, RNA polymerase II-specific; zinc ion binding. Lineage: Eukaryota; Fungi; Mucoromycota; Mucoromycetes; Mucorales; Radiomycetaceae.